Cricetulus griseus (Chinese hamster) is the source of this 1724-nucleotide messenger RNA. The record is from RefSeq and is a predicted model, not a curated record. Lineage: Eukaryota; Metazoa; Chordata; Mammalia; Rodentia; Cricetidae.
CCGACAGCCGAGAUUUCUGCUGUGGGAAUUACCAGUAACAAUUCACUAUGGGGGAUAUUCUGGCCCAUGAAUCUGAAUUACUUGGACUGGUGAAAGAGUAUUUGGAUUUUGUGGAAUUUGAAGACACCGUGAAGACAUUUUCAAAAGAAUGCAAAGUAAAAGGAAAGCCAUUAUCUAAAACUGUAGGUGGAUCAAUAAAGAAGGACUCCAAGUCACUGAUAAUCCAGAAGGAUCUGGUGGCAGCAUUUGACAGUGGAGACCAGAAGUUGUUCUUCGAUCUGUGGGAGGGACACCUUCCCAGCUCCAUCCGAGACAGCGACCCACUGGCCCAGAAGCUGGAGUUCUAUCUUCACAUCCAUUUCGCCAUCUAUCUUCUGAAGUACUCUGGAGGCAGGCCGGACAAGCAGGAGCUAGAUGAGAGGAUUUCUUAUUUCAAAACCUACCUGGAAACCAAAGGGGCUGCCUUGAGCCAGACCACAGAGUUUCUUCCCUUCUAUGCCCUCCCUUUUGUGCCCAAUCCUAUGGUCCACCCCUCAUUUAAAGAACUCUUCCAGGAUUCUUGGACUCCAGAAUUAAAGAUGAAGCUGGAAAAGUUUUUAGCUUUAAUAUUUAAAGCCAGUAACACACCAAAACUUUUAACCAUCUAUAAGGAGAAUGGACAGAAUAGCAAAGAAAUGCUGCAGCAGCUCCACCAGCAACUGGUGGAGGCUGAGCGCCGAGCCAUGACCUACCUCAAGCGCUACAAUAAGAUCCAGGCCGACUACCACAACCUCAUCGGAGUCACAGCCGAGCUGGUGGAUUCUCUGGAGGCCACAGUCAGUGGCAAGAUGGCCUCAACCAUGUUACGAGCCUCUUUGGUACCUGAGAAGUUGAAGGAUGUCCCAUUACUGCCUUCCCUGGAUUAUGAGAAACUGAAGAAGGAUUUGAUUUGGGGCAGUGACCGCUUGAAAGCCUUCUUGUUGCAGGCUCUGCGCUGGCGCUUGACCACAUCCCAUCCAGGAGAGCAGAGGGAGACAGUCCUGCAAGCCUAUAUCAGCAAUGACCUCUUGGAUUGUCACAGCCACAACCAGAGGAUCGUGCUGCAGCUGCUGCACUCCAAGAGCGAGGCUGUGCGGCAGUACAUGGCCAGGCUCAUCAAUGCCCUGGCAUCCCUGGCUGAAGGUCGACUCUAUCUUGCCCAGAACACAAAGGUGCUGCGGAUGCUGGAAGGAAGGCUGAAGGAGGAAGACAAGGAUGUCAUCACUCGUGAGAAUGUCCUUGGGGCCUUGCAGAAGUUCAGCCUCAGGCGCCCACUGCAGACAGCAAUGAUUCGAGAUGGCCUCAUCUUCUGGUUGAUCGACCUUCUGAAGGACCCCGACUGCCUGUCUGACUACACAUUGGAGUACUCUGUGGCUUUGCUCAUGAACCUCUGCCUCCGCAGUGCAGGAAAGAACAUGUGUGCUAAAGUGGCAGGGCUCGUGCUGAAAGUCCUUUCAGAUCUCCUUGGCCAUGAAAACCAUGAGAUACAGCCGUAUGUGAAUGGAGCCCUGUACAGCAUCCUUUCCAUCCCAUCCAUCCGUGAAGAGGCCAGAGCCAUGGGAAUGGAGGAUAUCCUGCGAUGCUUCAUCAAAGAAGGCAAUGCCGAAAUGAUCCGCCAGAUAGAGUUCAUCAUCAAGCAGCUGAAUUCUGAAGACUUACUGGAUGGUGUUCUUGAAUCCGAUGAUGAUGAAGAUGAAGAUGAUGAA